This is a messenger RNA of Phanerochaete carnosa HHB-10118-sp, 321 nucleotides long. RefSeq lists its product as uncharacterized. NCBI's taxonomy places the organism in Eukaryota, Fungi, Basidiomycota, Agaricomycetes, Polyporales, Phanerochaetaceae. The coding region runs from base 1 to 321 and encodes 106 amino acids. The transcript has a single exon. The record is from RefSeq and is a predicted model, not a curated record. Gene Ontology annotation, molecular function: catalytic activity.
AUGUACAACGCCGCUCGUGCCCGAGCUGGCCUUGGACCUCUACCCGUACCAGCUGAUGCCCACAUCGACGUAUUGCUCUAUACACCAGACGACCAUGUCACCGAGACCUCCAUCCGUAACAUCGCUUUCAAACGCGGGAACGUAUGGCUCACUCCUCGCGCCAAGUCCGGCUGUCUUCCUGGCGUGGUACGACAGCUGCUCCUCAGCGAAGGUCGGAUUAUCGAAGGUGACAUCAGUAGAAGCGAGCUCCAAGCGGACGAGGUGGUGCUGACAUUCAACGCUGUCGAAGGCUGCUACUUGGCGCGGCUUGCGUUUCUGUAA